CUCUUCUCUCUUUCUCUCUUUCUCUCUAUUUCUCUCGCGAUCAAAGUCUCGAUCCGACAAAGAAAUGUCUGCUUUAAUCGGAGGUUAUAGAAUCAGUGGAGUGUUGGGUCGGAGGCGAUUUGAAUCGGCGGAUUCCAAAACCUUCCUUCUGAUUCCAAAUUCCUCUAAACUCGAUUUCUUUUCCUCUCUCUCUCUCUUUCUCUCGCGAUAUGCUGAAACGACAAAGGAAUUUGGAAUCAGAAGGAAUAAUUUGGAAUCAGAGGAAGGAUUGGAGUUGAGAAAAUGCACAAAGACACCAAAUAUGUAUUUAUUUCUGGACUAUGAUGUUAGACUGCAUCCUGGAACAAUCGGAGCUCUCACAACUGAGAUUGAGAAAAAUCCAGAGAUAUUUAUUCAAACAGGGUAUCCUCUAGACUUGCCUUCUGGAACACUUGGGAGUUAUUGCAUCUAUGAGUACCACAUGGUGGGUAAUGCCUCAUAUUGUAUCAGCUACGACCUUCGGUCUUCAGAUGCAAAUCAUCCAAUUAAUAUAGCUGUUAGAUGCAAGGUACCUAUCCAAGUGAACAAGUACCUUGCCUACAGUGAUGAAAUGAGUGUCAUUGAGUCAGGAAAGCUGUCAACCCCGGCACCUGCUUCAAAUGGUUUACUAUUUAUUGAACAAGACCGAUAAACACAAGCCAGAUGGGGGAACCGGAAAGACUCAUUCGUGACCGCUAUGAAGAACACAUGCGUAUAGACGAGCUAUGAAGACUUCUCACCAUUGAUGCAAGGUAAUUAAGCGUCCGUCCGUACUGACUUUGUGAAAGCUUUGUGUUGAGUAAAUGGUAAAACAGAAUCAGUGAAGACUUUGAGUUCUUCUUAUUUCAUUUCUGCAUAUUUUGGUGAGGAAGUCUUGAAUGUGUUUAUAAACACUUGUAUAGGCAAAAAUUUGGCACAAAUCAAUAUUACAAUUAAUCAUUUUCCCCAAUUGUACUUCUAUUGUAAUAUGUAUUAUGUUUUGUAUGUUUCAA
Messenger RNA from Camelina sativa (false flax), 1010 nucleotides. NCBI's taxonomy places the organism in Eukaryota, Viridiplantae, Streptophyta, Magnoliopsida, Brassicales, Brassicaceae. The record is from RefSeq and is a predicted model, not a curated record.